This is a messenger RNA of Rhopilema esculentum, 3689 nucleotides long. NCBI's taxonomy places the organism in Eukaryota, Metazoa, Cnidaria, Scyphozoa, Rhizostomeae, Rhizostomatidae. The record is from RefSeq and is a predicted model, not a curated record.
CCGACAUAUAAAACACAACGCAUUUAAGUUCAUGUUUACCAUAUUAGAUCUUAGGUGAUAAACUUGUUAAACCGUUGAUAUGUAAUGUACUAUAUUAUUCUAUUUUUUGUGGACACAGUAUUUAUUAUCCUGUUGAACAGUGCGGGAGCGAGCUCCUAACCUUCGUGGCAGCUAUUGAACAAGCAUUAGAAUUUAUGAAAGUUUGUGACGUCACCCUAAUGUAUCUAAGUGAUUGUUCAGUCAGCAGUGGUUGUGCAACAUGUCCUCGUUUCAUAUUUCUGGAAACAAGGGUACCGUUUCCGAAAUGCACGGGGGGUGCUGUGUCUCGAUGUGCAGGUACCGCGAUAUUGCGACUUCACGCAAACUCUGAACACAGUAGUCUCCUUGGUGUUUCCAAACGAAACGAUGCCUUUUUGUAAUUCCAAGCACGAGGAGUCAAUGGCUCGUAUACCUAUUGUAAUUUCCACCGCUUCCCUUGGUGACUGAUCAUCAAGAUUUAAGGCUCCUAGACCAAGACCUAUUGAUAUUGUAUAGAAAAACCUGCCCAGGCGAGUAUGCUCAAAGUUCAAUGAGACAGUGUCUUUAAACAAAUUAAAUAUAAUUUAAGUAAGAUCAGAUUAUUUACAUUAUUUAAUCAGAAUAUAGAACCUCCAUGUUAAUAUUUAUGGAUUGUCAUAAGUCAACUGUAUCAUCUAGCUAUGGAUAUUUUAGUGAAGCAUUUUCAGUGGACCUAGCUUUUAAAUUUUAGAUUGCUAAAUGGCCAAGGAUGCGUUAGGUGGCAUGCAUUAAUGGGUUGACCCAAGGUUUAUCUCAUGACGCUGGGAAUAAUUUAUGUUACGGUUCAAGCAUAACUUCCAAUUAGGCCAAGAAUAUAAUUGUAUAUAAUUGUAGUAUAUAUGUGAAACAACAAAUCGAAGUAUUCACGAUGGCACGACCUCGUGAUAUGUUAUACGUACAAGGACGUUUUAGCAAAUAACAAAUUAUUUCUUCGUUGUUGGGCAGUAAUUAUCGCUAAGAUAUUUGCGUUAUAGAUGGGGACUAGCAUUUAAGUCUUUUUCCAAAAUGGGUUCAUCCAAACAUUGAGGGCAUGCUAGAAAGCAGUUUUAUGCGGAACGGGCUAUGAAGCAUGAACUUAACGGUGUUUUCGUUUUGGGGGAGGGGCACCAUAUUUUGCCAUGAUAUAUUACUCCUCGACUUGUCUUCUGUUUUUGCUUUUCAAAAUAGCUGCUUGCUCAUAUUUGAACUGAACGUUAUCUUUUAAUGAAGAGAAUUCGAUAUCUCUUGCUGCUGCGUUGCGGGCAAUGCGUAGCAUUCUAAUAACUUUUCAUAUGUUACUCAACUACUGUCUUUUGUCAGCCAAGAGAACAAAAUUAAAUAAUCAAGCGAGAUAGGGUCUUUUUCGCCCUAUUUUGUGUUCUUUCAGAAAGCAAAGAGCUAUCCAAGGAAACGCAAGAUAACAAAUCAUACGUGGGGUGAAAAUUUCCGAGCCAUCCAUAAGUAGUAGACAUUAGACAUUGACAAACUUUGUUAUUGGUUCUUCCCAUAUUGGUAUAUUUAAAAGUGCACUCCCGCCCCUUCAGCUGACAGGAUUAUUUGUCCUGUCCUAAAGUGAAAUUAAACAUGCACACCUGAACUAUUCAUAUUACGAAUGCUUAUCUUAUGGUAGUGACCAAAGGGGGAUACCCCCAAGUCUCAACAAAACAAGGUACACGACAAAACAUGACUCUUCUCUACAUAAAGGGUAGAGAACCUCCAAUGCCCUUAACACCCUUCUGCUUUUAGUAUCAGCAACUCUCAACAGGAAGGUGUCGGUUCUGAUAUAACCUUUCCGAUGAUAAUUGCAAAGGCAAACAUCGUUGUUUUGUGGGUGGGUGGAGAAACCAUAUAUGGUAUAUAACUUAGUUUUAUUUUCCUAGUAUUUAUAAAGAAAAUUUUGUUUUGUUUAUUUAGAAACGAGAGGCUGUUUAGAUCAAAUGUUAUGGUGAUAGAAUUGAAAAUAUUGCUCUUGUUAGCAUCUGCUGUCAUGUCAGUCUGUUUUUUAAGUCUUAACCUUCCAGUCUUAAGUCUUAAAGGCACUUUGUCGCGUAACUGGGUGACAAGUAUUCUUUGAGAUUGUGAUAAGUGUAGGUAAGGUUUCCAUCAGAAACAUUUGCUAUACAGUAAUCUUGACUGUAUUUGUUUACAUUUUGUUUGAAUGAUGCACACUGUGGACAAAAAAGAUUUUCUAAUUCAUUAUUUCAUAUAUAUAUUUAUAUAUAAUUAAUUUUUAACAAAAGAUGCGAGUAAAAUGUUUUUUUAAAUUUUGGUGAUAAAAUUCUACGGUUGUAUGUACAUAGCCUUAACAACAACUGCGCGCGAUAGACGCUGAAGCAGAAUUUUCCUAUCUUUCUCCUUGCCGGUUCAUUACGACACUCAGUCAAAAACAAUUACUGACCUCAAAUAAUGACCUCAUCAAAUGUCAAAAUUACAGAGACAUCUAAUGUUUUCAGAGACUUUUCAAGAACGCCUUUUACGCGGUACCUGGCCACUAGUGUAAAUUUCUGCGACCUCAAACCUGUAUGUUGCCUUUAGCAUACAUCGGUAAACAAAACUUAAUUAUUUGCAAGAAUCUGAACUGAAGUAUUGUUUCCAUUUUUCUAUAAACUUUGACUUGAUGCUUUUAAUUCUAGAUUCCUGCACUCUACUCAUCGCAGUUGCCGCAGGUUAUGGCUGGGGCUUUUCUGAUGCAGAUGGUUUGGUCAUGUCUGAUAGUAUUCUAGACUUCAUUGGUGAACUGCGGCUACAAAACGAAAGUGAAUGGAUCUCCGUUACAGAGGCCGUGAAAAGAAUUUUCUUGGAUAAGGUUCCUUGGAGAGCGUCUAGAGGUCUGAGCACGAGUAAUGCUGCGAUUUUCCAGUCAAGCGUCAGUCGAUUUGAGCUAGGAUCUGUUGCCUGGACGCCUACAGGGUUUCCUGCAGGUAUCACGCCUUGGACAGCAGCAUGGCAAGAUAGAUCGAAACCUUACCUGACCAUUCGUCUCAAAGAUGAAACAACUUCAACAUUUGAUUCAGUGGCAUACUCUACGUCUUUAGAAAAUACUUCGUUACAAGAAUAUUGCAGAUUGAUUAAGCGGUACAGAAAUGUGCUGUUCAUGACUGACGACACGAUAGAGGCUAAGCAUUUCAUUUCCUGCUUCUCCCAUUGGCUCAAGACCAUGGACGAAAUUAGAGGCAAGACAAGUUUUAUUGCCAGCGUUGAAGAGAAUGAGAUUUGCACUGCUCAGGAACUUGUGAAACUGUUACGAGAAUAUGGAGCUUUGGUUGAGGUGAAUCGCGAGAGACCGAAGUGCUCAACAAUUAUUCUGAUCGACGUUGAUUUCAUCCUUAAUCGAAAAUUAUCUUCGGAUGUCUUUGUUUGGCUUGGAAAACGUGGAACAGAAGAACCCUUCUAUCUAAGCAAUGGCAUUGGAGUGAACAGUCAGCUUUACUAUUUGCAAAAUGACGUCAUCGUACUUGCAUAUGCAACAAAGACAAGGUAAAUAACCUUUACAGUAUAGAACAACAGUAUGUUAGGUUUCCGCUUUUCCCUGCUAGUUGGAGAGUCAAGGUGGUAUUAAUUGUUGGAAAUAUCAUUUAUUUUUUGUCAUCAACUGUCUUGCUUAAAGUAAAGGCGAUUCCUGUAUGCGAGCCGUGCCCUUAGGCCAAAGCAUG